Molecule: messenger RNA, 1638 nt
Organism: Trichophyton verrucosum HKI 0517
Lineage: Eukaryota; Fungi; Ascomycota; Eurotiomycetes; Onygenales; Arthrodermataceae
Exons: 5
Coding region: 1-1638 (545 amino acids)
Biological process (GO): amino acid transmembrane transport
Cellular component (GO): membrane
Molecular function (GO): amino acid transmembrane transporter activity
Source: RefSeq, a predicted model, not a curated record
AUGGUAAGUCGACUCUGUCAGACACGGCUUAUAUACCGUCAUCUCGCUCUAACUCUGGUUACAGGUCUUUUCCUCGGGAGUGGAAGAUCUCUAGCUGGUGCUGGCCCUGGAGGUGCCGUGCUUUGCUACCUACUGAUGGCUACCGUUAUAUCAUCUGUCAUCUCAUGCCUAGGCGAGAUGACAGCUCUCAUGCCUGUUAAUGCCCCGGUCAUGGAGUUUCCCCGGCGUUUCGUUGAUCGAGGUGUUGGAUUUGCCGUCGGCUGGGUGUACUGGUUUGCCUACGCGGUGCUUGCAGCAGAUCAACUUGUUGCAGUGACUAAUUCUGUCAGAUUCCGAUACGAUGACGGGAAGACUUUCUUACACUGGGAAACUGGUGAAAACGUACACCCUGCAGUGUGGACAUCACUGUUUUUAUUCCUCGUUACGAUGAUAAACAUGCUUCCUGUGAAGGUUUGGACAACCAUGAUAUUCUAUUUUACCAUCGUCAUUCCAUUACUGACAGCUCGAUCAAACGCGUACUACAAAGACCCAGUUGGGACUAAAUACUGGGACCAACCGUUUUCAUUCAUCUGUCGGGAUUACAAAGUACGAGGAGAGGACAACACCGUCCAGAUGGAAAUCAAGGGAACCAUGGUCAGGACAACUAUCAUUAACGUGAUAUUCUCAUACGUGGGAAUGGACAUUGUCGCCGCUACAGCUGCAGAAAGCAAAUCUCUUGCAGAUUCUGAGAGUAUGAAGAUGGCGGCCAGAAAGAUCAACCUCCGUGUCAUAACGCUUUAUACUCUCGCCAUGCUUACUGCCUCCUUCCUGGUUCCACGAAACCAUCCAUUUUUGAACGGAAAGGCACAAUCAGUCGGUAGCUCAUCUGUCUUCCUUAUCGCUGUCGUCGAAGCUGGUCUACCCGCCGUUGCCCACUUUUUCAACGCCAUGUAUGUUUUCUCGGCAUUUACCUGCGCCAUAAACUCGAUGUACGUGGCGUCAAGAGUACUACAUACGUUAGCCCUGCGAGAACAAACCGGCCCAAGAUGGCUUACUCGAAGGCUACAAGAAUGCCAUUUGGGUGUGCCCCUGAGAACUGUUUUUGCAACAGCUGGUCUGAUGAUGAUUGCAUAUAUGGGGCCUACUGGCGGUCCUGAACGUAAGUACUUCUGCUGUAACAAUCUCGGGUACCCUCAUUGGUCAAAACUAUAUACUAAUUCGUGUAUUUCCAGACUUGAUGAAGCAAAAACCCUUGGGAACACUUCCCAGGCGCAGUCUGGUUGCUACGAACGAGACCACCCGCGCUACCCAUACAAAUCUCACGGCCAAUGGCUUAAAGGAGCAUAUGGGCUAUUUUCUUGCCUCAUCCUUAUUAUCUUUAACGGAGUAGGGGCCUUCCUGGAGACUCCAUUCAACGUCAGGCAUUUCCUUGCCGCGUAUAUCGGGGUGCCCGUGUUUUUCCUUCUAGUUAUCGGCUAUAAAUUCAAGAAACACGGAUUCCACUUCUCGAGAUGGGGCCCUGAACGCUCGAACGAUCUUCAAAACACCGUCCAGGUCACAAGCAAGACCAGGAAGGGGCGUUUGGAAUUCCCAGACGAUGGUUUUACUGCAGAGAACGGAAAAACGUUCGUGAAAUGGAUAUGGACAUGGAUGAAAUGA